This is a messenger RNA of Paramecium primaurelia, 2512 nucleotides long. NCBI's taxonomy places the organism in Eukaryota, Ciliophora, Oligohymenophorea, Peniculida, Parameciidae. The record is from the annotation of a GenBank genome assembly.
AUGAAUCCUAUUUUUUUAUUGUUAAUUUGGAGUGUUACAAAAUAUAUCGGAAAAGAAUAAUAUCAAAAAGAUGAAGUCAAUAAAAUUAAAACAAAAGUGUUUUAGUCAUAGGAACCCAUAGAGUUGAUGGAGAAAUUAUCGAAAUUUGUAAUAAAUUUGGAAUAGUGGCAUUUAAAUAAUAAAGUAGAUUAAUAAGAGUAAUUUGUCGGUAUAUAAGGAGAUUAAGAAAAGAUAGAGAAUAAAUUAAACUAUUAAACAAAAUAAGAAUAUGAAAUUGAUAUAGAUAAGUAUAAUGAUUAAAACUUAUAAAAAUAGGUUGACAUUAUAAAACGAUAACCAUGAAUAAAAUUAGUUAGAUUAAUCGAAUAUAAUUUAAAAUUUAGCAGAAUUAGAAUAGAAAAAUGACUAAUAAUAGGAUAAUACAACAGAAUAAUAAUCAAAAUAAGAUAAUAAUUCAAAUAGUUCAACAGAAUAAUAAUCAAAAUAAGAUAAUAAUUCAAAUAGUUCAACAGAAUAAUAAUCAAAAUAAGAUAAUAAUUCAAAUAAUUCAACAGAAUAAUAAUCAAAAUAAGAUAAUAAUUCAAAUAAUUCAACAGAAUAAUAAUCAAAAUAAGAUAAUAAUUCAAAUAAUUCAACAGAAUAAUAAUCAAAAUAAGAUAAUAAUUCAAAUAAUUCAACAGAAUAAUAAUCAAAAUAAGAUAAUAAUUCAAAUAAUUCAACAGAAUAAUAAUCAAAAUAAGAUAAUAAUUCAAAUAAUUCAACAGAAUAAUAAUCAAAAUAAGAUAAUAAUUCAAAUAAUUCAACAGAAUAAUAAUCAAAAUAAGAUAAUAAUUCAAAUAAUUCAACAGAAUAAUAAUCAAAAUAAGAUAAUAAUUCAAAUAAUUCAACAGAAUAAUAAUCAAAAUAAGAUAAUAAUUCAAAUAAUUCAACAGAAUAAUAAUCAAAAUAAGAUAAUAAUUCAAAUAAUUCAACAGAAUAAUAAUCAAAAUAAGAUAAUAAUUCAAAUAAUUCAACAGAAUAAUAAUCAAAAUAAGAUAAUAAUUCAAAUAAUUCAACAGAAUAAUAAUCAAAAUAAGAUAAUAAUUCAAAUAAUUCAACAGAAUAAUAAUCAAAAUAAGAUAAUAAUUCAAAUAAUUCAACAGAAUAAUAAUCAAAAUAAGAUAAUAAUUCAAAUAAUUCAACAGAAUAAUAAUCAAAAUAAGAUAAUAAUUCAAAUAAUUCAACAGAAUAAUAAUCAAAAUAAGAUAAUAAUUCAAAUAAUUCAACAGAAUAAUAAUCAAAAUAAGAUAAUAAUUCAAAUAAUUCAACAGAAUAAUAAUCAAAAUAAGAUAAUAAUUCAAAUAAUUCAACAGAAUAAUAAUCAAAAUAAGAUAAUAAUUCAAAUAAUUCAACAGAAUAAUAAUCAAAAUAAGAUAAUAAUUCAAAUAAUUCAACAGAAUAAUAAUCAAAAUAAGAUAAUAAUUCAAAUAAUUCAACAGAAUAAUAAUCAAAAUAAGAUAAUAAUUCAAAUAAUUCAACAGAAUAAUAAUCAAAAUAAGAUAAUAAUUCAAAUAAUUCAACAGAAUAAUAAUCAAAAUAAGAUAAUAAUUCAAAUAAUUCAACAGAAUAAUAAUCAAAAUAAGAUAAUAAUUCAAAUAAUUCAACAGAAUAAUAAUCAAAAUAAGAUAAUAAUUCAAAUAAUUCAACAGAAUAAUAAUCAAAAUAAGAUAAUAAUUCAAAUAAUUCAACAGAAUAAUAAUCAAAAUAAGAUAAUAAUUCAAAUAAUUCAACAGAAUAAUAAUCAAAAUAAGAUAAUAAUUCAAAUAAUUCAACAGAAUAAUAAUCAAAAUAAGAUAAUAAUUCAAAUAAUUCAACAGAAUAAUAAUCAAAAUAAGAUAAUAAUUCAAAUAAUUCAACAGAAUAAUAAUCAAAAUAAGAUAAUAAUUCAAAUAGUUCAACAGAAUAAUAAUCAAAAUAAGAUAAUAAUUCAAAUAAUUCAACAGAAUAAUAAUUAAAAUACGAUAAAAAUUAAAGUUAAUAUAAAAUAUUACCUAAUGAAAUGAAAGGAAGAAUACUUGAAAAUAUUCCUAUAACAAAUUUUUAAUAUUUUGAACUUAUUUAUAAUGAAAAGAUUUUUAAUUCCUUAACUGAUUAACAAAUAGAACAAUUAUAUGAAAAUAUCUUUAAAGAUUACGACGAUCCUUUAAUCUGCAUAGCUGCAGAAAAACAAGGAAUACUUAUUUUAGUUGGCUGUGAUUUGGCUACUCAAGUUUUGGAUGAAACUAAAAAUAUAUAUGCUGCCUAACAAAGUCCAAAUGGAGAAGUGAAUUGGUACUUUUUUAAAGGGAGAUCCUUUGGUUUUUCUCCAGAUCUACAUAUUGACCUAAAUGUAUGUGAUAAAUACAACCCUUAAGAUACAAAAAGAUUAUGUAUAUCAUUAAGUAAAGAAAGGAUUGAAAUAAGGAUUGGAGAAUUGAAACAAUUAGAAUAAAUGGAAGAUUACAAUUUAUAAAUAUAUUUAAGGUAAAUAUGA